AUACGUAAACGUCUAACGUAGUGCACUGAUUAUUCACAUGUCUGUUUCCGGCUAAGACUUUCCUUCUUUUUAGCAAGAUGGCUCCUAAAGCGAAGCCCACGGAAAAGUCAGCCGGCAAACCGGCUGAGAAAAAAACGGAAAAGAAAACUGAGAAGAAACCAGCUACUGUAGCUUCUACAUCGAAAGUUACAAAACCAGCUGCGAAAACAUCCACCACUACAAAGAAAGCUGCAGCUGGAGCUGCUAAAACGACAACUUCUGUGAAGCCUGCAGCAAAACCAGCAGCAAAACCUGCACCUAAAGUUAAUGCAAAACCAGUAGUUGCAAAAUCUAAGAAAAAUGUUCAACCUCCGAAGAAAAUACCUAAGGGUGGAAAAACAGCUGCCCCACUUCAGAAAGCACUUAAAACUCAGAAAAAGGUUUUGAAAGGUGUUCAUGGAUCAAGAGUAAGGAAAAUAAGGACAUCUGUCCACUUCUACCGGCCAAAAACAUUUAGGCCACCAAGGGACCCGAAAUAUGCGAGAAAAUCUGUUCCAAAUAGAAAUCGUAUGGAUGCAUUUAAUAUCAUCAAAUUUCCAUUAACCACCGAAGCUGCUAUGAAAAAGAUUGAGGACAACAACACAUUAGUUUUUAUCGUGCAUACUCGUGCGAAUAAGUACCAUAUUAAAGCUUCCAUUAAGAAACUGUACGACGUUGAUGUGGCUAAAGUUAACACGUUAAUUAGACCCGAUGGUAAAAAGAAAGCGUAUGUACGUAUAACCCGUGAUUAUGAUGCGCUUGAUGUUGCUAAUAAAAUUGGUAUAAUAUAAA
This is a messenger RNA of Bombus pascuorum, 810 nucleotides long. Its product is annotated as large ribosomal subunit protein uL23-like. Gene Ontology annotation, biological process: ribosomal large subunit assembly; translation. The transcript has 4 exons. The record is from RefSeq and is a predicted model, not a curated record. Lineage: Eukaryota; Metazoa; Arthropoda; Insecta; Hymenoptera; Apidae. Bases 78 to 809 code for a protein of 243 amino acids. Gene Ontology annotation, cellular component: cytosolic large ribosomal subunit; ribosome. Gene Ontology annotation, molecular function: structural constituent of ribosome.